Candidozyma duobushaemuli is the source of this 3429-nucleotide messenger RNA. RefSeq names its product CFEM domain-containing protein. The record is from RefSeq and is a predicted model, not a curated record. The transcript has 4 exons. The coding region runs from base 1 to 3429 and encodes 1142 amino acids. Lineage: Eukaryota; Fungi; Ascomycota; Pichiomycetes; Serinales; Metschnikowiaceae.
AUGUCCCUGUCAGAUGAGCAUCAGGGACCGAGGCAACCCAACCAGGAAGCUGAUUCUGCAAACGAAAGCAACGGAGCACAGCAAACUCCGAUUGUCUCUCCAUCCACGGAAGAACCACCUUCGAAAACCCAAAGUGCCUCGGAUCCAAGUCCGAAAAAUCGUACAGAUGGGCCAACCAAGAACAGUACUAUCACGAGUCAGGAGCUUUCCAGUCCAGUCCAGGCAAUAGAGGCUCUGUCAGUUAGGGCCAGCUCAACACCCAAGACACCCAAUCACAAACCAUCCCGUGACGAGAUUGCCGUGGAUGCAAUUGUACCUGCUACCAGCCCUAGACCAGUGAGGGAGAACUCCAUCAUCAGAGAUGAGGACUUGCAGAAUGAACUAACGCCAUUGCUCGGGAGCGAUUGUUCAGAGUCGUAUGUUGCAUUAGAAGAGGGCUUACAUCGCCAGCUACGGGCAUCCAACACUCGCAGAGGUUUCUCUGAUUGGUUCUCACAAACCUUCUGCUCCACUCCAUGGCUAUCUUGGCUUAUCUUACUCAUCAUUGCGACUCUAUUACUCAUAGUGCUACUAGUAGCACGCAACCUACCGAUGCUCUUGGACCAGGCUUUCAUUUCUGAGCUUCACAGCGUCUCUGUGUUGGAUAUCAGUGACUCUGGCUUGACUGUGCAUGUGGUGGGCUCCACGUUUGUGGAUUACGAGAGCAUACAAAACCGAUUUUAUGGCCUGGCGCUCGAAGUUUUUGCAUUGCUUAUUGGCGGAGUAACAGUUGUACCCACUGACGCAUCCAGAGUAUUUGUCAGUGGAGAAGGCAUCAACAGAGUCCAUGUGCUUGAUGCCUACGCUCCUGAAGUUCUGGUUGAUCUCAUUGAUCACCGUCUUACGGAGUAUGAUUUCAUUACAGAGGCAUAUUUUGUCGAUGAUUCAUUGACAGGCCUUUUAGAGGAUCUUUUAAAACACAAUCGCUCGGAGCCACUCCCCCUCUCGAUCGAGGUAGACUUCACUACAAACAUAAAAACUAAAGGAAUUAAAUUCAAUGCGGGGCCAGUCAACAUUCGUGAAGACGCUGUCAUUAGUCCUGAGAGGAUGGUCUCACCUUUGAGUGUGGAAUCCUUGAAUCUUGAUUUGGAGAGAGAAGGCAUAGCACUCAAUGCGACACUUCUACUUGACAUCUUACCGAUCAAGCUAGACUUCGAGUCUGUCCAGUGGGAUGUUGCAAUUGCUGACUGUGAUGGGAAACCUUCAUUCUUGGGCUUAUGGAAGUCGGACCCUUUCACAGUGAAGCCGAAUUUGCUUACGGAGAUCGACGUUAAGGGAAACAUAGAACAUAUACCUGACAAUCUUCUCAAAGAUUGUUGGAUAUCUUUGUACUGGCUACGAAGACUUCGCAACUUGCCCAAAUGGCUCUAUAAUAUUCUCACGCUGGUCGAUGUGAAUAUUGAAAUUCCAGUCAGCACACAGAGUGGCUUUCCUAUAGGCGAUUAUCUAUCUCGCCUUGACAUCACUUCGAUGGACUUGAGUAUAUUCCUGCCCCAACCUGGGAAGCUCAAUGUCAACACAAGCUGUGAUUUCGAAGCUGCAGUUUCUUUACCAAUUUCUCAAAGAGGCUUUGAAGCAUCUCUUUCGAAGUGGACUUCAUCCGUGGAAAUAUUAGAUGGAAACGCCACAGUCGGAAGUGCGUCUACUGUCCUGAGCAGCGGCCUAGCUAUCGCAGGGGAUAGCAGCAACGCUACAUCUAUACUCGGCAAUCUCGCAAACUGGGAGUUUGUUUUUCAUGAUUUUGAUUUCAUAGGCGACUUCGUCAACAAAUGGUUGAACGAGCACAAGCCUGCUUUUCCAACUAUCGAUGCUGAUAUCAAGCAGGUCAAACUUGAUCUGCCACUUCUCAACACUACACUUGGGGUAUUACCACAUGCGGAAGAUUUGCAAAAGUCUGAUGAGAAGUUCAUUGACUGGCUUUUGAAGAAAAUGAAUAUCAGCAUGCUGGCGGUAGCUUUGUUGAGCUCUGGGAAUGAUUGGGUGACAUUUGCAAUAGAGGCUGAAGUUUUCAACCCAAUUCCAUUGAGUUUAGAUCUCAACAAGCAAGACAUAGUUUUUGCUAUACUAUUCGAGGAUGCUCAAAUUGGCAAUGUUACUUUUCAUGACCUAAGCUUCCUCCAAACCCGCGAGCGCAUCACUAUUCCAGCUCUUUUGCAAGUGGAUUGUGCUACAUUUGCUGAAAGGAACUCAGCAGAAAAAUUUGUCAGUCUUGUGCUUUCCGGUGCAUCGAAUAUUACUAUCGGUGUCAAGGGUUUGCAAACUGCAGCAAGCACCGAGUUGGAUCAGGUGGUGAAACAUCUACAUGUACCAGAUAUUAUAUUGCCCCACUUGAAGUUUCCGCAUCCUGACGAGGACGAGACAUCCGCUAAACAAGAGCUUGCGAACGGAAGCCCGUUCCUCAUUGAAGCUACGAUCCAUAUCCUUACAUCUGAAGUUCGGCUUCUCGUGUUCAACCCUGUCAAUAACCAAGCAAUCCUAGUUGACCUUUUGCUGUGUCAGGCAAUUUACGAGGAUCAUGUACUAGCUUAUGCGGAUAACGUCGGUGAUAUGGUGAUUCCGCCUGGUAUUUUCCGUACCAAGCGAAUUCCGUACAAAGUUGGAUCUGGAGUUGGAGGCGAUAUCUUGAGAAGAGCAUUGAACGGAGAGUUGGAAGUGGUGGUGAAGUCAGACAUGAUGGUUCAAGUGGGCGAAUUCAGCGGCCAGAUCUUGUUGCAAAUUCAGGGAAUGUACGGCUUGAAAUUUACCGCUAUUGCUGCUUUGGCCGCCUCCGUCUCUCAGGUGAUGGCUACUCCUCCAGCCUGUUUGUUGGCUUGCGUUGCAGAGGUUGAGAAGAACUCCAAGUGCAACAGCUUGGCUGACUUGGAGUGCAUCUGUACCUCCAUUGGAGAGAAGGUUGAACAAUGUUUGGAUGACAGAUGCCCUAGCGGCGAUGCCGAGACUGCCAAGGAUGCUUUCGAGGCUACUUGUAAGGAGCAAGGCCACGAUGUUUCUGGAAACUCGGCCUCUUCUUCUUCCGUUUUCGAGUCCUCCUCCUCCGAGUCUUCUUCCGCAUCGUCCUCCGCUUCUUCUUCCGCCGCUUCGUCUGCUGCUUCCUCGUCGGCUUCUUCCGCUGCUGCUUCUGGCUCCUCUUCAGUUGCUGCUUCUUCUUUCGUGAGCUCCGAGGCUCCAGCCAGCGCCGAGACCACCGCUGCUCCAUCCACAUUGGCCACCUCCACCCAGUCUGAGGCUGAGGAGGCCUCCUCUUCCGAGGCUCCAACCUCCAUUGCCGGCGUCUCCUCUUCCGAGGCUCCAACCUCCGUUGCCGGCGUCUCCUCUUUCGAGGCUGGUGCUCCAGUCAAGGCUGCUUCCUUCGCUGCUGCCAUUGCCGGUGUUGUUGGUGCUUUGUUGUAA